This is a messenger RNA of Macrosiphum euphorbiae (potato aphid), 537 nucleotides long. The record is from the annotation of a GenBank genome assembly. Lineage: Eukaryota; Metazoa; Arthropoda; Insecta; Hemiptera; Aphididae.
AUGAAAUAUGAAUCGGAAAUAGCUUAUGAGACGGAUGAAACUGUAUCUUUGGGUACUAUGAGUCAUAAAUGCGUAUACUGCGAUGCUCUUAAAUUCAAAGAAGAGGCGCCUGGAAUGUGUUGUAGUGCCGGUAAAGUACAACUUCCGUCUUUUUUACCUCUUCUUGAACCUCUUUACAGUUUGAUUAUGGGGUUCCAUCCUGAUCACAAAAAUUUCAUGGACCGUAUUAGAAAAUACAAUAACUGCUUCCAAAUGACAUCUUUUGGAGCGAAACAAAUUAUCGAAGAUGGAUUUAUGCCCACAUUCAAAGUGAAAGUUCAGGUGUAUCAUUUAAUUGGUAGUUUGCAAGCUUUACCUCAACAAAACCCUCAAUUUCUACAGAUUUAUUUCGUUGGAGAUGAUGAGAGAGAAACACGCUUAAGAUGUAGCCACUUCGCUGAUGUAAAGCAAAGCCUGGUAAAACAAUUACAAGCGAUGUUGCACCAUAAUAACCCAUACAUAAAGGACUUGAAAACCACACUCGAAAGAGUACCUUAA